CACACACACACACACACAAGAAGGAGAAACUGAAUUUUUGUAGCUGGAUAUAAAUAGCUGUAAUUCAUUGACUUGAGUUAACAUUUAUAAAUGUAAAUAUCUCUUUGUCAAAUGAAUGCCAAGGUCCAGUUCUUAAAUGAAUGCCAGAGCUUGUAUCUUUUCAGUUAUAUCUCAUUUUCCAUCUGAUUCGACAAUAACUUUAUUUGUAAAAACUGAAGAUAUCCUGCAUCUUUUUUUUUUAAGCUCUCCAUUCAGGGCAUUUUUGGCUAAGUUUAGUGUUUAAUUAUACUUUCUGGAAAAGUAAGUCUUGUUAACAUGAGAAGUAACCUGUUAAAAUAUAUUUUGCAACAAGGAAGCUUAACAUUUACUUAUUUUUAAUCUUGGCAAAACAUCCUCAAUCUAAUUUCACUCUGAGAAUAAGUACUCAAAGUAUGAUAUGCAGUACUGUAGAGUUACGAUAAUCAGCGCAUUUACUUCUUGCCUUCGGCUUUGUGUAUAAAGAUUAGAACCAGGGCACAUUGUGGAAGUGUAAUGAUUCAUAUAACUUGUGCUAUGAAUAUGUUAAUCUUGUGGAUAGAUCAUUAUCUUCACAAUUUAGAGUUGGAUACCUGUUCUCUUCUUGUCAACUACAUAUCGUAAUUGUACGAACUUGAUAAUCAAUCUGGUUUGUUGUGGAACCAUGGUGUCAUGGGACACUUGACUAUAUUAUUGGAUGGACAAUUCACAAAACUAAGUGUUAAAAAAUUGAUUUAGAAAUGGUUUUCCACCUUCUGUAUAAAACUUUUUUUUCCUAUAAUGAGAUGCAAACUGGAGUUGGCAUUCAUUUGUCUCCUGAAAUUUAUCUUUUGAUUAGUACAAAAACUGUUUCCAGUUUAGAUCCAAGUUGUCCCUUGCAGUUGGGUUGUCUAUAAACCAUUGUCUAAUGAACAAAUUAGUCAUAUUAUGCUUUAUGUUUUCGCAUUGUAGUCUUCCAUGCUGGGACUGUUUUUUCUUGAUGGGAAAUGAUGUUGCCGAAGAUUUGGAAUCGCUGCCAUCUCCUCUUUCCAUUAAGGUCCACUGUCAAAUGUGUUCAGAACUACUAAAAUUGGUCACUAGAAUUUCAAAAAUAUUUCCAGAAAUAGAAGCUGCCCGUCCUCGGUGCUCGUCAGGCAUAGAUUCACUUUGCUUGUUAACUAAUGGAAUUUUCAAAGCCAAUACUCUACUUCAGUACUGCAGGGAGUCCAGUAAGCUCUAUUUGUCUGUUACCAGAUUAGGGAAGCAAAAGGAAGAAGGUAACAGCUAUAAGGUAGUUACGAAAGUUCCUUGAGCAAAGAACAAUAUCUAUUCUGAAGUGCAUCUGUUACAAUAUUUAACUGGAAAAUAGGCACUAACUGGAGACGCUAUACUGUCAAGAUGUAAAAAGUCUACCUACUUAAUGGAACAAAGUCUUAGUCAAAUUCAAAAGAUGGUUCCAAUAACACUGGCUUCAGAGAUUUCUGGGAUCAUUUUUGAUCUCAGGAGCUCAACUUUUUACUUGGAUCCAUCUGAAGAGGAGGCUGGGAAGGUUUUGUGGGAAUUGCUUCAUGGAUAUGGUUCUAAAACUGAUACAAAAGAGGAAGAUACCCUUGGCUCUGUUCGAGUGGUUUCCUUGAAGCUUCACAUUACGUCCCAGAAAGCACUCUUGAUAGAGAAAAGAUCAAUCAAAAAGCUGCUAGACAAAUUUGGCAAAAGUGAUUCAUGCAAGAGGAAAAUACUAUUAUUCUUUUUGAAUCUUCUUAAUAAAUAUGGAAAUAUUAUUAUGAAAGAGAAAACUGACAACAGUGUCGUACGCCAUGAAGAUACCGUCCCAUCUGCAAGUUCUUAUGAUCUGUCAACAGAAGUGGAACGCACGAAGUAUAUGCCUGAUGAGUCUCAAAUUGACAUGUUAAGUAGCCCCAUACCCCCUAAAGAAUUCAUUUGCCCUUUAUCUAUGAGAUUGAUGUAUGAUCCUGUUGUCAUUGCUUCUGGGCAAACAUUUGAAAGGGUGUGGAUCCAAAGAUGGUUUGAUGAAGGCCAGGAUACAUGUCCAAAUACAAAAGUGAAGCUGGGUCACUUAACAUUGACCUCAAAUACUGGAAUAAAAGACAUAAUUUCUAAAUGGUGUACAGCACAUGGUGUGUCUAUUCCCAACCCCGCCAUGCAAGCUGAACUUGUUAAGUCUUUUGUAACUUCUACCAAUUCCAUCGCCAGCUUGAGCUGUUCUCUGAAUGAUCUAUACCUUCCACUAGAUUUCCAUGUUUCAUCAGAUGUCUUGCAUUCUGAGAUCACUAGUGCUGUAAACCUUUUGCCCAUGAAAAAGGAUAAUGAUUCGCAGAGAUUUCAAGCCUCUGCAAGCACACAGGAAAUGAAUAUGGAGUUUUUUGCUAAAAUCAGUUCACUUCCCUGGGAUUCUCAGUGCACCAUGGUUGAAGAUGUAAAGCGCUUUUUGAUAGGCAAUGAUGAAGCUUGCACAAUGAUGUCCUUUGGGAACUUCUUUCAACCUCUUCUUAGAUUUAUGAAGGAUGCACAUGACAUUCGUGAUGUGGAAGCUCAGAUGACUGGAUGUCAACUGUUAUUAGAAUUUGUUCAGAAAUGCAGAAAAAAUAUAUCUUGCAUUGAUGAAGAUGCAUGUAGUCUUUUGGGAUCAUAUCUUGAUACGGAGGUGGGUCAACAAGCUCUUGCCAUAUUGGAGGUUUUGUCCUUGGACCAACAUUCUGGAUACAAGAUUGCAGCGUCUGGGGCACUCAUCGGUAUCCUGAAUAUAGUUGACACCCAGAUUGAAGAACUGUUGGAACCAGCUUUACAUAUACUGAGCAAUUUGUUGGCAAAUAGUGACAUCGGGUCCUUCCUUGUGCCUCCAGCAUUCGUCCCCAAAUUAGUUCCACUCUUUGAAAAUAACACCCUAGCAAGAUACUGUGUUACCAUUUUGAAAUAUUUGUGUGAUGAAGAAGAUGCUAGAGUUUCUGUUGCUGAAACUGAUGGUUGCAUUUCUUCAAUUUCCAAACUACUCGAGAAUGAGAGUCAUGAGGACCAGGAGCGUGCGGUUGAAAUUCUUCUUUCUCUGUGCUCUGAACGUGUACAAUAUUGUCAGCUGGUCAUGGCCGAGGGUGUUAUUCCUGGCCUUGUUAAUGUACGUGCUAAUGGAAACAAGAAAGCAAAGGCCAUGGCAACGGAAUUACUGCGAAUCUUGAAAGAAGAAUUCAAUACUGAUGGAGAAUACUCAGGUUCAGAUGUUGGUAUGGAAUGCAAAGUUCAAAAUCCACCUUCUAAAGCACCAGGAAUAUUUAGCAAAAUUUUCUCCAAACGUAAUCCUUUGACUGCGAAGAAGGAAAAGAAAAAAGAAUUUUGAUUCGUAUUUCAUUUGAUUAGAACUGAGUUUUUCUUGAAUAUAUAGUUUAGAAAGAGUGUCUGUAGAAUCAAAACUGACGUAGUUAGCUAAGUAAUUGCAUAAGUGCACAGUUUCAAAUCUAAGAAUGUUUUUUAGACUAGGUUUGAUCUGUUCAUGAUCCCUUUGCAAUCUUCUAAGUGAGAAAUGUACAGUAUGCAUUGUUUAUUAAUAUUUUCUGCAAUAUAUUUAGAUGAUUAGUUGUUUAGAUUUCA
Olea europaea var. sylvestris is the source of this 3597-nucleotide messenger RNA. RefSeq names its product U-box domain-containing protein 5-like. The coding region runs from base 1415 to 3346 and encodes 643 amino acids. Gene Ontology annotation, cellular component: nucleus; cytoplasm. Gene Ontology annotation, molecular function: ubiquitin-protein transferase activity. Gene Ontology annotation, biological process: protein ubiquitination. The record is from RefSeq and is a predicted model, not a curated record. The transcript is spliced from 6 exons. Lineage: Eukaryota; Viridiplantae; Streptophyta; Magnoliopsida; Lamiales; Oleaceae.